UUCUCCUGCAAAUCCACUGUUAGCGGGGGCUUACAUAUGCCAGGCUUAGCAUAGCAGGAGCACGUAUCUCACGCAGAGCCGAGCUAUCUGGACGAAUGCUUCAAGGCACUUGUCAUGGUUUACGCGACCCGUUCAGGAAUCCCUGUGAGUUUUUGGAGUUCACGCUCAGCGGAGUGUCAUAAUUCGUAGGCAUGUACCUGCACUGCGGUGCUGUUGAGGACACGGAUUCGCUGUCCAGCUGGUGGAACGGCAAUGUGGCGUCACUUUUGGACAACCACAGGUGGCAGUACGCACAGACGGGCAACACGCUGAUUCAGCUGCCAGGAUUUCGCAGGAAUGAAGAAAUGAAGGCGAUGGAGGUGUUGCCCAUUUUAAAAGAAAAAGUGGCCUUCUUAUCAGGGGGCAGAGACAAGCGUGGCGGUCCAGUUUUAACAUUCCCAUCACGAACCAACCAUGACCGAAUACGACACGAGGAUCUCCGCAGACUCAUCGCCUACCUCGCCGGCAUCCCAAGCGAGGAUGUCUGCAAACAUGGCUUCACGGUCAUCGUGGACAUGCGUGGCUCCAAAUGGGAUUCCAUCAAGCCUCUGCUGAAGAUCCUCCAGGAGUCGUUCCCCUGCUGCAUCCACAUCGCCCUCAUCAUCAAACCAGACAACUUCUGGCAGAAACAGAGGACCAAUUUCGGCAGCUCCAAGUUUGAGUUUGAGACCACAAUGGUUUCUUUGGAGGGCUUAUCGAAGGUGGUGGACCCAUCCCAGUUGACGGCUGACUUUGAGGGCAGCCUGGACUACAACCAUGAAGAGUGGAUUGAAAUCCGCGUGGCCUUCGAAGACUUUACAGGCAAUGCUCGGCACCUGCUCGCCCGGCUAGAAGAGAUGCAUGAAACGGUGACGCGUAAAGACUUACCGCAGGACUUAGAUGGAGCCCGACGGAUGAUAGAGGAGCACGCGGCUUUGAAGAAGAGGGUGAUAAAGGCUCCGGUGGAGGAGGUGGACAAUGAGGGCCAAAGGCUCCUGCAAAGGAUCCAGAGCAGUGAGAGCUACGCCAACCGAACUGUGCCUGUGCCGCCUGGUCAGAGGGAAGGGCAGGGGCAGCCCAACGCCGACACCCAGGGCCUGGUGCCCCGUAUUACAGCUCUGCUGGAGAAACUGCACAGCACCAGGCAGAACCUGCACCAGUCCUGGCACAUCCGCAAGCUGCAGCUGGACCAGUGCUUCCAGCUCAGGCUGUUCGAGCAGGACGCUGAGAAGAUGUUUGAUUGGAUCAUGCACAAUAAAGGGCUGUUUCUGGCUGGAUACACUGAGAUCGGCAACAACCACCCUCACGCCAUGGAGCUGCAGACCCAGCACAAUCACUUCGCCAUGAACUGCAUGAAUGUUUACGUGAACAUAAACCGCAUCAUGUCUGUGGGGAACCGGCUGCUGGAGGCCGGUCAUUACGCGUCGCAGCAGAUCAAGCAGAUCUCAGGUCAGCUGGAGCAGGAGUGGAAAGCUUUCGCCGCUGCGCUGGACGAGAGGAGUGCUCUGCUGGAGAUGUCUGCUACCUUCCACCAGAAAUGCGACCAGUACAUGAGUAAUGUGGACUCGUGGUGUAAAGCGUGUGGAGAAGUGGAUCUGCCCUCAGAGCUGCAGGAACUGGAGGACGCUAUACACCAUCACCAGGGCCUGUAUGAACACAUCACCGCUGCCUACUCGGAGGUACAGAGCCGCGCUGCUCCAAAUCACUACUCUGAAAGAGCCUUUAAGAGAACACAUCUUGAAGUGAGCCAAGACGGAAAAGCCUUAUUGGACAAACUUCAGCGCCCCUUGACGCCCGGCAGUGCUGAUUCGCUGACAGCUUCCGCCAAUUACACCAAGGCGGUGAACCAUGUUUUGGACAUCAUCCAUGAGGUUCUGCAUCACCAAAGGCAGCUGGAGAACAUCUGGCAACAUCGCAAGGUCCGGCUGCACCAGCGUCUGCAGCUGUGUGUUUUCCAGCAGGACGUUCAGCAGGUUCUGGACUGGAUUGAGAACCAUGGCGAGGCAUUUCUCAGCAAGCACACAGGGGUGGGAAAAUCUCUGCAUCGCGCUCGAGCUCUGCAGAAACGCCAUGAAGACUUUGAGGAAGUGGCUCAGAACACGUACACAAAUGCGGAUAAGCUUCUGGAAGCGGCAGAGCAGCUGGCCCAGACAGGCGAGUGUGACCCAGAGGAGAUCUAUCAGGCCGCUCAUCAGCUGGAGGACCGAAUCCAGGACUUUGUUCGGCGCGUGGAGCAGCGCAAGGUCCUGCUGGACAUGUCAGUGGCUUUCCACACUCACGUCAAAGAGUUGUGGACGUGGCUGGAGGAGCUGCAGAAGGAGUUGCUGGACGAUGUGUACGCCGAGUCUGUGGAAGCCGUGCAGGAUCUGAUCAAGCGUUUCGGGCAGCAGCAACAAACCACACUGCAGUUCACUGUAAACGUCAUCAAAGAAGGAGAAGAUCUCAUCCAGCAGCUCAGAGACCUGGCCAUCUCCAGCAACAAGACGCCUCACAACAGCUCCAUCAACCACAUCGAGAGCGUCCUGCAGCAGCUGGAUGAGGCUCAGGCUCAGAUGGAGGAGCUUUUCCAGGAGAGGAAGAUCAAGCUGGAGCUUUUCCUGCAGCUCAGGAUCUUUGAGCGGGACGCCAUAGAUAUUAUCUCAGAUCUGGACUCGUGGAAUGAGGAGCUGUCGCAGCAGAUGAAUGAGUUUGAUACAGAAGACCUGACGCUGGCUGAACAGAGACUGCAGCACCAUGCUGAUAAAGCCCUGACCAUGAACAACCUGGCCUUCCACGUCAUCCACCAGGGCCAGGAACUGCUGCAGUACGUCAACGAGGUGCAGGCGUCUGGUGUGGAGUUGCUGUGUGACCGUGAUGUGGACAUGGCCACCCGUGUUCAGGACCUGCUAGAGUUUCUACAUGAGAAACAGCAAGAGCUGGACGUGGCUGCAGAACAGCAUCGCAGACACCUUGAGCAGUGUGUGCAACUGCGCCACCUACAAGCCGAAGUCAAACAGGUUCUGGGUUGGAUCCGUAAUGGCGAGUCGAUGCUGAAUGCAGGUCUGAUUACGGCCAGCUCUCUUCAAGAAGCAGAGCAGUUGCAGAGAGAGCAUGAGCAAUUCCAGCAUGCUAUCGAGAAAACCCAUCAGAGCGCCCUGCAGGUCCAGCAGAAAGCCGAAGCCCUGCUGCAGGCCAAUCACUACGACAUGGACAUGAUUCGAGACUGCGCGGAGAACGUGGCUUCCCACUGGCAGCAGCUCAUGCUGAAGAUGGAGGACCGGCUCAAGCUGGUCAACGCCUCCGUGGCCUUCUAUAAGACCUCUGAACAGGUUUGCAGUGUUCUGGAGAGUCUGGAGCAGGAGUACAAGCGUGAGGAGGACUGGUGCGGAGGAGCUGACAAACUGGGACCCAACUGUGAAUCGGACCACGUCACACCCAUGAUCAGCAAACACCUGGAGCAGAAAGAGGCUUUCCUCAAGGCCUGCACGUUGGCCAGGCGUAAUGCAGACGUCUUCCUCAAAUACAUGCACAGGAACAGCGUCAGCAUGCCCGGGAUGUUGAGUCACGUCAAAGCUCCAGAGCAGCAGGUCAAAAAUAUCCUGAAUGAGCUGCUGCAGAGGGAGAACCGCGUGCUGCACUUCUGGACUAUGAGAAAGAGGAGGCUGGACCAGUGUCAGCAAUACGUGGUGUUUGAACGCAGCGCCAAACAGGCUCUGGAGUGGAUCCACGACACUGGCGAGUUUUAUCUGUCCACACACACGUCCACCGGCUCCAGCAUACACCACACACAGGAGCUGCUGAAGGAGCACGAGGACUUCCACAUCACAGCCAAGCAAACCAAAGAACGGGUGAAGCUGCUGAUCCAGCUGGCAGAUGGUUUCUGUGAUAAGGGUCACUCUCACGCCGCUGAGAUUAAGAAAUGGGUGACAGCGGUGGACAAACGCUAUCGAGAUUUCUCGCUCCGCAUGGACAAGUACCGCACAUCUCUGGAGAAAGCACUCGGCAUCUCCUCAGACUCCAAUAAAGCUAGCAAAGACUUGCAGCUGGACAUCAUCCCUGCCAGUGCUCCGGGGUCAGAGGUCAAACUCAGAGACGCUGCUCAUGAGCUCAAUGAAGAGAAGCGCAAGUCUGCCCGCAGGAAGGACUUCAUCAUGGCUGAGCUGAUCCAGACAGAAAAGGCCUAUGUGCGAGACUUGAGAGAGUGCAUGGACACGUAUCUGUGGGAGAUGACCAGCGGCGUGGAGGAGAUCCCACCAGGCAUCGUCAACAAAGAGCACAUCAUUUUUGGUAACAUGCAAGAUCUGUACGAGUUCCAUCACAAUAUAUUCCUCAAAGAGCUGGAGAAAUACGAGCAGCUUCCUGAAGAUGUGGGCCACUGUUUUGUGACUUGGGCUGAUAAGUUCCAGAUGUAUGUGAACUACUGCAAGAACAAACCAGACUCCACUCAGCUUAUUCUUGAACAUGCCGGAGGAUACUUCGACGAGAUCCAGCAGAGGCAUCGCCUGGCCAACUCCAUCUCCUCAUACCUCAUCAAACCUGUUCAGAGAAUAACCAAGUACCAGCUGCUCCUCAAGGAGCUCCUGACGUGCUGCGAGGAAGGCAAAGGUGAAAUUAAAGAUGGCCUGGAGGUGAUGCUCAGUGUUCCCAAAAGAGCCAACGACGCCAUGCACUUGAGCAUGCUUGAAGGGUUUGAUGAGAACAUCGAGUCCCAGGGAGAGCUGAUCCUGCAGGAGGCGUUUCAGGUGUGGGAUCCCAAAACUCUGAUCCGCAAGGGAAGAGAACGACACCUGUUCCUCUUCGAGAUGUCACUGAUCUUCAGCAAGGAGGUCAAAGACUCCAAUGGCAGGAGCAAGUACAUCUACAAGAGCAAGCUUUUCACCUCUGAACUGGGUGUCACUGAGCAUGUGGAGGGAGAUCCAUGCAAAUUUGCUCUCUGGGUUGGACGAACCCCAACUUCUGACAACAAGAUUGUCCUCAAGCUAAGUCAGGGAUGCAAACAUGGAUCAUUGGCGUCCGGUAUUGAGAACAAACAGGACUGGAUCAAGCACAUCCGGGAAGUGAUUCAGGAGCGCACCGUUCACCUGAAGGGGGCGCUGAAAGAGCCCAUUCACAUCCCCAAAGCCUCCACAGCCAAACACAAGGGGCGCAGGUACACCCCAAGGGAUGGAGAGGAUCUGGACAGUCAGGGUGACGGCAGCAGUCAACCAGACACCAUCUCACUGGCCUCCAGGACCUCACAGAACACACUGGACAGCGACAAGUUGUCUGGUGGCUGUGAGCUGACGGUGGUCAUCCAUGACUUUAUGGCCGGUAACAGUAAUGAGCUGACCAUCCGGAGAGGACAGACGGUGGAGGUGCUCGAGAGACUUCAUGAUAAGCCGGACUGGUGUUUGGUUCGCACCACAGACCGUUCGCCGGCGCUGGAGGGCCUGGUGCCCUGUGCCAUGCUCUGUAUCGCCCACUCCCGCAGCAGCAUGGAGAUGGAGGGCAUCUUCAACCACAAAGAUGCACUCUCUGUAUGCAGUAAUGAUGCCAUCAUGCCAGGCUCCUCUGCCACCCUGCAGCCGGGUCAUGUGAUGGGUUCCCAGAGUUCUCCUGGACCUAAAAGGCCUGGCAACACAUUAAGGAAAUGGCUGACCAGUCCUGUGAGGAGACUGAGCAGCGGUAAAGCUGACGGACACGUCAAGAAGCUGGCACACAAACACAAGAAGAGCCGUGACGUCAGAAAGAGCGCAGACGCCGGUUCACAGAAAGACUCGGACGACAGCGCUGCGACGCCACAAGAUGAGACCCUCGAGGAGAGGGUGCGUAAUGAGGGUCUGAGCAGCGGCACGCUCUCCAAAUCCUCCUCUUCAGGGAUGCAGAGCUGUGGAGAGGAAGAGGGAGAGGAAGGAGCUGACGCUGUGCCUCUUCCUCCACCAAUGGCCAUCCAGCAGCACAGCCUCCUCCAGCCGGAUGCGCAGGAUGACAAGACGUCUUCACGUCUUUCCGUCAGACCCUCCAGUUCUGAGACCCCCAGCGCUGCAGAGCUCGUCAGUGCCAUUGAGGAGCUGGUCAAAAGCAAGAUGGCUCUGGAAGACAGACCCAGCACUCUGUCAGUGGAGCAGGGCGACAGCAGCAGCCCUUCAUUCAACCCAUCUGAUAACUCUCUCCUGUCCUCCUCCUCUCCAAUCGAUGAGAUAGAGGAACGCAAGACCGGUUUCUUCAAGAAGCGCCAUUACGUCCUGCUGGAGCUGAUCGAGACGGAGAGAGACUAUGUGCGAGAUCUCAGUUUGGUCGUGGAGGGCUACAUGGCCAGGAUGAGGGAGGACGGGGUUCCAGAUGAUAUGAAAGGAAAAGACAAGAUCGUUUUUGGAAACAUUCAGCAGAUAUAUGACUGGCACAAAGAUUUCUUCCUGGGAGAGCUUGAGAAGUGCCUUGAGGACCCUGACCGGCUGGGCCCUCUCUUCCUCAAACAUGAGCGGAGACUGCACAUGUACAUUGUUUACUGCCAGAACAAACCUAAAUCUGAACACAUCGUCUCAGAGUACAUCGACACAUAUUUUGAGGAUCUGAAGCAGCGUUUGGGUCACAGGCUUCAGAUCACUGAUCUGCUCAUUAAACCUGUACAGAGAAUCAUGAAGUACCAGCUGCUGCUGAAGGAUUUCCUCAAAUUUUCCAAAAAAAUCGGAACAGAUUCGAUUGAAUUAGAGAAAGCGGUUGAGGUCAUGUGCAUUGUACCAAAAAGAUGCAACGACAUGAUGAAUGUUGGUCGACUCCAGGGGUUUGAUGGAAAGAUUGUUGCUCAGGGGCGUCUCCUACUCCAGGACACCUUCAUGGUGGCCGAACCAGAGGGAGGCCUGCUGAACAGGAUGAAGGAGAGGAGAGUCUUCCUCUUUGAGCAGAUCGUCAUCUUCAGUGAACCUCUAGAUAAAAAGAGGGGCUUCUCCAUGCCUGGCUAUUUGUACAAAUACAGCAUCAAGGUGAACUGUCUGGGACUUGAGGACAGUGUGGACGGAGACCCCUGUAAAUUUGCACUGACCUCCAGAACGUCCAAUAGCAGCAAAGAUGCCUUCAUUCUGCACUCGAGCCAUCCUGGAGUACGACAAGUCUGGAUGCUGCAGAUCAGCCAAAUCCUGGAGAGCCAACGCAAUUUCCUCAAUGCACUUACAUCUCCUAUAGACUACCAGAGGAACCACGUGGAGGGUCCUGGUGUGUCAGGCAGCGGUGUACAGGCUGGAGGCAGCGGGGGGCAGAUGAUGGCCCCUGGAGGAGGAGUAGGGGUCCCGGCUGGGCCGGGUUCCCGUUCUCGUCCGUCCCGUAUCCCCCAGCCCUCGCGCUUGCCUCAACCGCUCCGUCAUCACUCUCCUGCCCUGGGGCCUGGAGCCCACGAGCAUGACGGCCCCGACAAACUAUCAGGUAUGUCCCCAAGACCUCUCUCCAGGGGUCCCUCACCCUCAUGCACCACAGAGCCCGAGCCAAAGGUGAAGCUUCCUGCGAGCCCUCACCCCAAACAGACGGACUCCCAACAGACAGAAAGCCCAGCCAAAGAGAUCCCACGAGCCACUGUGGCCCCGCUGGCUCUUGUCAAACCCAGACCUGGAACGGUUUCACCAAUGGCCUCUCCGUUAGCCACACCGGCUUUCAAAGACUCCAUUCCACCCUGUAGUCCAGGCCCGAAGACUGGCAGCAGCUCGUUUUGGAGCUCAGUGCCCGCGUCCCCCGCCAGCAGGCCUGCUUCCUUCACCUUCCCCGGGGACGCCUGCGACACGCUGAGCCGACCAAAUCACAACCAGAGUCAGCGGCACUCCACCCACAGUAAAGACGCAGACCGUAUGAGCACCUGCUCCUCUACCAGUGAGCAGUCUAUCCAGUCCACUCAGAGCAAUGGGAGUGAAAGCAGCAGCAGCAGUAAUAUCUCCACCAUGUUGGUGACUCAGGACUAUGUGGCUCUGAAAGAGGAUGAGAUUAAUGUGGGUCAGGGGGAGGUGGUGCAGAUCCUGGCCUCCAAUCAGCAGAAUAUGUUCUUGGUGUUUCGUGCCGCUACUGAGCAGUGUCCUGCCGCCGAGGGCUGGAUCCCCGGAUACGUGCUGGGACACACAUCCGCCAUCAUCCCUGACGCUCCAGACGGAACCAUAAACAGGAAAUCGUCAUCAUCAUGGCACACAUCCCUCCGUAUUCGAAAGAAGUCAGAGAAAAGAGAAAAGGACAAUAAAAAAGAGGCCAAGCUGGAAAACGGCUACCGGAAAUCCAGAGAGGGACUGACCAACAAGGUCUCUGUGAAGCUUCUAAAUCCCAAUUAUAUAUAUGAUGUUCUCCCGGAGUUCCUCGUCCCGCUGAGUGACGUGACCUGUGAUAAAGGCGAGUGUGUGACUCUGAGGUGUAAAGUGUGUGGUCGGCCCAAAGCCACGGUCACGUGGAAGGGACCUGAGCAGAAAACACUCACCAACAACGGCCACUUCAGCAUCGCCUACAGUGAGACUGGUGAGGCCACGCUGCGGAUCGUAGGUGUGACCUCAGAGGAUGAUGGCAGUUACACCUGCAUUGCCACGAAUGACAUUGGCAGUGUGGCAUCAUCAGCCAGUCUCAGAGUGCUGGGCACGACCAGCGAUGGGAUCCGGGUCAUGUGGAAAGACAACUUUGAGUCCUUCUACACUGAGGUAGCAGAGCUUGGCAGGGGACGGUUCUCUGUAGUGAAACGCUGUGACCAGAGGGGAUCAAAGCGGACCGUGGCGGUCAAGUUUGUCAAUAAGAAACUGAUGAAGCGAGACCAGGUGACCCAUGAGUUCAGUGUCCUACAGAGACUCCAGCACCCUCAUCUGGUCAGACUGCUGGACACCUUCGAGACCUCCAGCAGCUACGCACUGGUCCUGGAGAUGUCUGAUCAGGGCCGUCUGCUGGACUACAUCGUGAGCUGGGGGAAUCUCACUGAGGAGAAAGUGGCCUUUUACCUCCGGGACAUUUUAGAAGCUUUGCAGUACCUGCACAACUGCAGAAUAGUCCAUCUGGAUCUAAAGCCUGAGAAUCUGGUGGUGGAGCAGAGCCCGUCUCAGCCGCUGGUCAAGCUGACGGACUUCGGUGAUGCUGUGCAGCUCAACUCCACGCCGUACGUUCACCCUCUGCUGGGGAGCCCGGAGUUCGCAGCCCCUGAGCUGGUCCUCGGGGACCCUGUCUCUCUGUCCUCCGACCUGUGGAGUCUGGGGGUCCUGACGUACGUCAUGCUGAGCGGAGCAUCUCCGUUCCUUGAUGAGAGCGUGGAGGAGACCUGCCUCAACAUCUGCCGCUUGGACUUCAGCUUUCCUGAUGACUACUUCCAGGGAGUGAGUCAGGCGGCGCGUGAUUUUAUGUGCCUGCUGCUCCGGAUGGAGCCAUCCAAACGUCCACCAGCCACCUCAUGUCUACAGGAGCCCUGGUUGAGAGCCGGCGGGGGCCGACGCUCAGCCGAAUGCAUCGAUACCUCCAGACUGAUCUCCUUCAUCGACCGACGCAAACACCAGAACGACCUGCGGCCUCUCACUGGCAUCAGAGCCUUCCUGCAGACUCGAUUACAGCCCAGGAUCUGACCCAAUGAAACAAUCUCAUCCUCUUUCUGACGCCUUCAGUCCUGAGCCAAUCAAAAUGUGUGAGCAUAUCAGAGCCUUGAUUUGCUGCUGCUGCUGCUGCUUCCUUUCCAGACUUGUAAGCAGAGAUUAAAACCAUUUAAAUAUAAAUAUAUAUAUAUAUGGAAAUCAAAUAUUUCUUUGAUUUGCUGAAUGAUCAACAAAUCUACGUAAAAGGACUCUUAUUUUGUGUGUUACCCGCACAAGAGGUUUUUCAAGGAAAGCGAUGCAAAUGCCAUUUUAGCGCGGAGAACAACUUUGUUUUGCCCUUUUGUUUUGCCUGAGCCAGACAGCGAGCGGCUGCUUCUCUGCUUCUAUUUCGUUCGUUUUUUCUUCCAGUGUUCGACAUUUCGUAGAGCGCGUUAAUAAACCACAUUUUCAGGUACAUCUUUCAAUAAAAACAAAAAAAUAACAAAAAACAUGAAUGAAUUUUAAGUGAAAGCUUGUUUUGGUCUACUAGUGUAAUUAGUUGCUUAAUUCAACAACGACAAUGAUGAUGAUGAUGAUAUUUAGCUGCAAAAUUUUUACCGAAUGCAAGUUAAAUUUGUUUUGUUGGUAACUUUAUAAUAACUACACACUGUCAAUCAUUUAUUAAGCAUUAGCAAAGAGUGAAUUCAUUAUCUGUUAAGCAUGAACUC
This is a messenger RNA of Danio rerio (zebrafish), 10213 nucleotides long. The record is from RefSeq and is a predicted model, not a curated record. Lineage: Eukaryota; Metazoa; Chordata; Actinopteri; Cypriniformes; Danionidae.